UACCAAUUAAAUAAAUAAUACCUGUACAAAAAUGGUUCAUCAGUCAUCACCUAAUUUCCCGAAUCAUACAGUUUAUCACAAAAAUAAAAUUGCAUGCGUACCCAACAUGGAACCAAAACCUCUCACGCUAUCGCAUACAAUGAGAGGGCCUCUUGUUUUGUUUAUAGGUUUUGUUGUUUAUACAGACAUCAACCUAAUAAUACCACCCCAGCUAUAAAAAUAACUUCGUCUUCGCCAAGUAACUGAUUCAAACCACAUGUAUGAUAUUUUCUCGUCUUCUUUCACUGUCGAUUAAUCUGAUUCCACAUCAAUUUCUUUGUUAUAAAGCACCACACACAGCCUUAAUAAAGACCAACUCCGAAGCCAAGCAUCUCUUCUUUAAUUCUUUGUCCCACCCACUCCAAGAAUUUCCAAGAAACUCUGUACCCAAAUCAAGAAAACAAUUCGAGCCUCUUCAUCUUUCUUUCUUUGCUUUCGUUAUCAGUACAAUGAAGGUCCACCCAACUCUAAAGAAACGAAAUUUUAUCGUCUCCGAUCAUGACGGUGUCGUUUCUUCCACCACCGCUAGUCCAAACCCAAAGAAACUUAAAAGACUCCCUCACGUGUUUGCCAAAGUGCUCGAGCUUCCCUUCAACUCAAAUGCCGACGUUUUUCUCGAAGAAACCCAAGAUUCUUUCCUUUUUAUCGCUGACAAUGCAAGCGGCGACGAUGGUGAGGAAACCGCAGCCGACGACUUCCGGGCUCACGUGAUCAAGAUUCUACCGGGAGUGACAAAGAUUUCAGUACUAAAAGUUGCACACAGUGGUAAUGUUGGUUCUUGCGAGGAUGAGGAGGUUAAUAUAGACACGUGGCGAUUCCGGCUUCCCUCAACUGCGUGUGCGGAGAAAACAAGUGCGAUGUGUAUUGGUGGGCAGUUGGUUGUUACAGUUCCUAAAGUGAUGAAUGUUGAAAAUAUGGUACGAGAUUUAGAGGAUGAUGGUCAUGAAAAAUAUGAUGAAUAUGAAAACUUGGAACGUUAAUAAUGCCAAAGAGAGUUUGUUUCAUUAAUAGAAUAAUUCGUUUUUUAGGGUUUUGAUGUUUUUAUGUUAAUAAUGAGUUGAAUCUUGAUAUCGAAGGGUGAGCCGAGUAACAUGUAAAGGUUAAUCUGCAAGUAAUUUUGAUCUAAAGAUUCAUCUUCUGUUAA
Messenger RNA from Ricinus communis (castor bean), 1183 nucleotides. RefSeq lists its product as uncharacterized. The transcript has a single exon. NCBI's taxonomy places the organism in Eukaryota, Viridiplantae, Streptophyta, Magnoliopsida, Malpighiales, Euphorbiaceae. The record is from RefSeq and is a predicted model, not a curated record. Bases 261 to 1019 code for a protein of 252 amino acids.